UCAAUUCGGGAACGUCGUGAUUAAAACGUGAAAUAAUGAAUUUUGUUGUUUUAGAAUAUGGGUGAAUAUGUGCAAUAAUUUAUUAUACUUUGAUGUGCAUAGUGUUGUGUUUUAAUAGUAUCUGUGUAAUUUGAGUGUGAAAAUGGCCUCGGAUAAGAUAAAGGUUGCCGUUCGGGUUCGUCCCUUUAACAGGCGAGAAAUCGAGCUGGGCACACAAUGCGUGGUGGAAAUGGAACACCAGCAGACCGUGCUGCAAUACCCGCAAUCAUCACAUGAUAAAGAAAGAAAACAACCAAAGACGUUUGCGUUCGACCACUGUUUCUUCUCCCUCGACCCUGGACUGCCGCACUUCGCCUCGCAGAAAACAGUGUUCGAGUGUCUCGGCCGCGACAUCCUAGACAAUGCCUUUGACGGCUACAACGCCUGCAUAUUCGCUUACGGACAAACUGGUUCAGGCAAGUCAUACACGAUGAUGGGGUCACCAGGAGCGGAUGAAGGCGGCAUCAUCCCGCGGCUCUGCAACGCCUUAUUCGAGAGGAUUGCUAAGCAGCAGUCGCCACCCGCCCUUACUUAUAAGGUGGAGGUUUCAUACAUGGAGAUCUACAACGAGCGGGUCCACGAUCUGCUGGACCCGGAGCGGCGGUCGUUGCGCGUGCGCGAGCAUGCCGUGCUCGGGCCCUACGUCGAUGGACUCUCGCAACUAGCUGUCACCUCCUUUAAUGAUAUAGACAACCUAAUGACAGAAGGUAACAAAUCCCGGACUGUGGCAGCUACCAACAUGAACAGCGAGUCCUCACGAUCACACGCCGUGUUCAGCGUUGUAUUGACACAGACCCUCACCGACACGGCGACAGGAGUGACUGGCGAAAAGGUGGCCAGGCUGUCACUUGUGGAUCUGGCUGGGUCGGAGAGGGCUGUGAAAACUGGCGCUGUUGGUGACCGGUUGAAAGAGGGAUCUAAUAUUAACAAAUCACUAACAACUCUAGGGCUGGUGAUAUCGAAGCUGGCAGAUCAGGCAUCAGGCAAGAGCAAUAAGGACAAGUUUGUUCCGUACAGAGACUCUGUACUCACUUGGCUUCUCAAGGACAACCUCGGAGGGAACAGUAAGACUGUUAUGGUGGCAACAAUAUCGCCAGCAGCAGAUAACUACGAAGAGACCCUGUCUACCCUGCGAUACGCGGACAGAGCGAAGAGGAUCGUCAACCACGCCGUGGUCAAUGAAGACCCCAACGCGAGGAUCAUUCGAGAACUGCGCCAGGAGGUGGAAGCGCUCAAAGAGAUGCUCAAAUACGCCACGGUGGGCGAUGUUGAUCACCCCGGGCAGUUCAUAGGUUCACCUGUGGGUGAUGAUGUGCAUGAAAAACUGGCGCAGAGCGAGCAUUUGAUGAAGGAGAUGUCCAGGACUUGGGAAGAGAAAUUAUUAGUAACCAGUCGAAUACAAAACGAGAGACAACAGGCGUUGGAGAAAAUGGGUAUCAGUGUACAAGCGAGUGGCAUUAAGGUGGAGAAGAAUAAAUACUAUCUGGUGAACCUGAAUGCAGAUCCCUCGCUCAACGAGCUUCUAGUUUAUUAUUUAAAGGAUCGAACCCUAGUCGGCGCAGACAGCAUGGCAGACAUCCAGCUAUCAGGCCUGGGCAUCCAGCCCCAACAUUGCCAGCUGCUCGUGGAAGGAGGAGAUUUAUAUAUGGAGCCGCUAGGUGGCGCCAGAUGCUUCGUCAACGGGACUCCAGUGGUCUCGAGGGUUAGACUGGGACAUGCUGAUAGGAUACUGUGGGGCAACCAUCACUUCUUCAGAGUGAAUUGUCCAAAGAAACAUACGACAACCGCUGCGUCGGAACCACAGACUCCUGCGCAGCCGAUCGACUACAAUUUCGCGCGGGAAGAGAUUAUGUUGAACGAGUUAAGCAACGACCCCAUACAGACCGCCAUCUCGCGGCUCGAGAGACAACAUGAGGAGGAUAAACAAGUGGCUCUGGAAAAGCAGAGACAAGAAUAUGAAAGACAAUUCCAGCACCUCAGAAACAUACUGUCACCGUCGACACCCUAUCCACCAUACGCUUACGACCCACUCAAACUUGGUAAAAUGACGGCUUGCACGCCUACGACCGCAGCACGCGUGGAGCGCUGGGCGGCUGAACGCGACGACACGUUCAAGCGGUCACUCGGCCGACUGAAGGCAGACAUCUUGAGGGCCAACGCUCUGGUCCAAGAAGCCAACUUCUUAGCUGAGGAGAUGCGACGGAAUACCCGCUUCAGUGUCACUCUGCAGAUCCCGCCGCAGAACUUAAGCCCUAAUAGAAAGCGCGGCGCGUUCGUAUCAGAGCCAGCUAUAAUGGUGAAGCGGCCGGGCCGCGGCGGGCAAGUGUGGUCGAUGGAGAAGCUCGACAACAAGCUGGUGGACAUGCGAGAGAUGUACGACGAGUGGCGACGUCGCCAGCAACGCGGCGAUGACGAUGUUGAAGAGGAGGAACCAGAAACAGUGAAGACAGUAGACCCGUUCUAUGAGUCACAAGAGAACCACAACCUGAUCGGCGUGGCCAACGUGUUCCUCGAAGCAUUGUUUCACGACGUGACCCUCGACUAUCACACGCCCAUCAUCAGCCAGCAGGGAGAGGUCGCUGGUAGAUUGCAGGUCGAACUUAGCCGAGUCGCUGGCCAAUUCCCUCAAGACCGAAUUUGCGAAGCGGCGUCAGAUAGUUCCGGUGAUAUGCGAGACGAUGAUGAUCCCGCUGAAUCGGCUUCACAGCAGGUGACAAUCCGAGUCGUAAUCAAGCAAGCGACCGGGCUACCUCCAUCUCUGUCGCACUUCGUGUUCUGCCAAUACUCAAUGUGGGGUGGGACAGAGCCCACAGUAGUGGCGCCAGUAGUAUCAGCCGAUACUCCACCGCCACCAGCAUCGCCAAGACAUCAGCAUAUCGCAUUCCGCUUCGAUCAUAAACAUGACUUCACUGUGCCACUCACUGAGGAGUUUGUUGAUCACUGCGCUGAGGGAGCGCUAUCAAUAGAAGUGUGGGGCCACCGCUCGGCGGGAUUCAGCCGUGCGCGCGGAAACUGGGAGGUGGAGCAGCAGCAGCUGGCCAAGGCGCGCUCCUUGGCUGACCGCUGGGCCGAGCUCACCAGGAAGAUCGAGCUCUGGGUCGAGAUCCACGAACUCAACGACCAGGGCGAAUAUGCUCCCGUUGAGGUAGUACAACGGCCAGACAUGGUGACGGGCGGCGUGUACCAGCUGCGACAGGGUCAACAGCGUCGAGUGGCUGUGAGGGUCCGUCCUGCUCAGAAUUCUGGCACUCUGCCCAUCAUCUGCCAGCAUAUUGUUAGCGUUGAAGUUGGCAGCGUUUCAGUCAGAUCUCGUCUGCAGAAACCUCUAGACUCUUACCAAGAAGAAGACUUGGCUGUUCUCCGCGAGCGCUGGAGCGAGGCUCUAGCACGGCGGAGGCAACAUCUGCACGCGCAACUGCAGAAGCUGGUCAACAUGUCGCCUGCUAUGAAGACCGAACGAGACCUGGAAAGGGAACAGUCACUGGUUGAACAGUGGGUCUCGCUUACUGAGGAGAGGAACGCUGUGCUGGUGCCAAGUCCUGGUAGCCCUAUUCCAGGAGCUCCUGCGGCGUGGGUUCCGCCUACCGGCAUGGAGCAACAUAUUCCUGUAUUGUUCCUCGACCUAAAUGCGGACGACCUCACAACUCACCCAUCCGGCGAGGAAGUCACAGUAGCGGGGCUCCACUCCAUUCUGCCUAAAGAACACGGCAACAAGUUCUACGAGCUGCAGAUCCUGCAUCACCACGACAAGGAUGUCUCCGCAAUCGCAUCCUGGGACUCCUCCAUACACGACUCGCAGUACCUCAACCGGGCCACUGAAGCCAACGAACGUGUGUACCUGAUUCUGAAGACAACAGUGAGACUGUCGCACCCUGCCCCAAUGGAUCUCAUACUUAGAAAACGGCUAGCACUCAAUAUCUAUAAGCGACAGAGCCUUACAGAUAGGAUACGGAAGAGAAUCGUCAGGAUUGACCAGCUAUCACAGACUGGCGUGACGUAUGAAGUGGUGUCGAACAUUCCGAAGGCGUCUGAAGAGUUAGAGGAGCGCGAGAGCUUAGCGCAGAUCGCUGCCACCGGAGAAGAGGCGAGUGCUGCGGAUGGAGAGACUUAUAUCGAAAAGUACACGCGCGGCGUAAGCGCUGUGGAAAGCAUCCUCACCCUAGACCGGCUGCGUCAGAGUGUAGCAGUCAAGGAAUUGGAGGCGGCGCGCGGCGCUCCCAUCACACAGCACAUGCGCAAGACCGCGUCCGUACCUAACUUCUCGCAGAUCAUGCGAUUGGAUUCGUCGUUCGAAUCCUUGGCGGGGCUGGCAGGCAAUCGCUCCGGAAGUGUUGCGGACCUCGUCGACGAGACGCCGCGCCGCACCGCGCACCGACACUCGUAUGCUGCGCCGGCGCACAACGACCCGGACAUGCCCACGCCCACCAAGCCGUUUGGAUUGGCUCGUCCAACGUUCCUUAACUUGAAUUUGAACCUGAAUUCACUGCGACUACAAACGCCCAGCAAGUCGUCCCCAGCGAGUGGCAAACUCGGCUUGCGUAUGACGACGCUACACGAGGAGCCAGGACGGAGGAACGAUGAUGAUUCUCAUUCCGAACCUGAAUCCGCCCCUGCUGAUGAACUGACCACGCCGCGCUCACAUCGCACACGAACCAGGGCGCCAGCACGUGGGUUCCUGCCGACAUCGAAGACGUUGGACUCGCUGCAUGAGCUGGCGUGUGACCGCAUACCCAACAAGAACUCGCCCUCGAUAUCUUCUAGCGGCUACGGUUCUCAAGCUGUCUCAUCAACAAACCUUACAAACGACGACACCCUAUCAAUCCGGAGCAUGUCAGUCGACGACACGCCUGACUUCGACAAAGCCUUGGACUACACACAUCUAAGUCGAACAAAGACCUCUAUGGCGGGACUCAGGAACGAAAUCACUGAACUGAGGAACGACAUUAGUGAACUGAAGAACGAAAUAGUUGAGUCAAAGAAUGAGUUGGAAGAAUCAUCGUUUGAAAAGGCGAAGACGCCUGUCUUGACUCCAGGUUCGAGGAGGAUCAAUCCUUUUUUAAGGGAUUGUGAGGAAACUGCUAAGGACAGUCAGAAUGAAGGCCCGCUAGUGGAUCCUUUGGGAGCGAUUCCUGUCGAGAACCACUCUGUUCUAUCUACGCAGGGCAAGAGCGAACCCGUGCAGCUGAACGGCGAGAUGCAUGAUAAUUCAUUGGCGGACGCAGACGUAGAAUCCGUGAGUUCUGAGCAGUCGAGUCACGAUGCUGAGCGCAGUCGUGAAGCCUCAUCCAUUGGCGAGAGUGACUCCGCCUCCACCGGACCUGAACACACCGUCGUCAAGACGCAACUGCCUGCUGGGAAGGUGGUCCGUCGCCGCGCGGGCGGCGGCGCGAGCGCGCGCGCGGCCGCGCGGGCGUCGUUCCCGGCGGCGGCGCGGCCGCGCUCGGCCGUGGACGCGCACGCCGCCGCGCGCGCGCUGCACGACACGCCCGCCUCCUCCACCGAGCGGAUUGGGGAUGAUGAGUCAUCAGAGAGCUCUCGCGCGAUCCCCGUGCCAGACUGGAUGACAGUAGGCGAGAGUGUUCAACUGAGGCUCAGUAGCAGCACGGGUGUGGUGGCUUACGUUGGGCCCACGCACUUCGCUGGAGGCGCCUGGGUUGGAGUCGAACUUGACGCUCCUACUGGCAAGAACGACGGAUCAGUCGGCGGCAAGCGGUACUUCGAGUGUCGGCCGCGGCACGGCAUCUUCGUGCGGCCCGACAAGCUGGUGCAGGACCGGCGCGGGCGCAGCGCGCGCGCCUUCCGCGAGAACGAGCUCAAACGCGCCACCAGCAAGGGUGAGGGCCUACACAACUUGCAUAGAUCACGGAGUCGCGGCGAGAGCAUAAACGCCGUCGGCACCAAAACUAGGAGCAAAUAAACUUGAUCCGACGGGCGCGUACGUAUAGCACACUCGUAUUACAUCGCUCGCCCCGUUCAGACGACCCGACACACCAGCGGACUAAACCAGCCAUGUAUCGGACCGAAUUUAAUACAAACGUCCACAACUCUCCAUAUUACUUGUAUAGUGAAACCCACAUUUUUUUGUUGCAGUCGUGUAACGCAAAUGGUGCUUUGUAUGUAUCGUAGAUGUUGUUUUAUUUAUCAUUACCACGUCGGUAAAGCAAUAUCGUAUGCCUUUAUUUGUUGUUCACAUUGUUAAGGGGCUUGUUGAAGGAAAUAAGAUCGUCUCGCGUUCAUUGGCCCGUCCAAUAAACCGCUGUAGACGUCUCGAUACAGUUUCCACACGUUUUGGGGAGGUUAAGUAUUAACAGUAUGAAAUUGUUUCGUUUUAUAUUAAUUUUCAAUUUUAUAAUCAGUGACAUAAAUCUGUAAAUAAAUUCGGCAUGUGAUUUAUUUUUUUUUAUUAUAUGAGUUCGGUGUAAAUAUGUGAAUUUUGAGUGUAUUAUUAUUACUUACAUAAUUAAUUUAAUAAUAAUUUUAGAACCAAUGAAAUUUUUGUGAUCGGUGAUAACUUAAGGUUCAACGGAUUAUUUGUAUAGGAAUUUUUACUGAAUAGUUUGUGGUAUAGACGUUAUGGUAAAUUAUUUAUGUAUUUUAGCUCAUUGACUAUGCUCUAUGCUUUCUCUUGUCUAUGGAUAUACACAGCUAUAUAUACUUAACUUAGUAUAUGUUAUCUGUAUUUUAGUGAUAUUUAACCCAGUACAAUCCUGUCCUAUAUUGCAUUUUAAAAUUGCUCAGAUGCAUUUUGUGUUUUAAUACACUAUUGUCAGACUGUUGUGAUAGUAUCUUGCCACGCGACUAGGUAACCCUAAAUAAAAAACAACAAACUUUAUUUUUUUAUUCUAACGCCUGCUUUUGCCCUUCUAAUUUAAAAGGUGUACGAGUAACUCAAGUAGAAUUUUACGAAAUCGUCCAUAUAUACAUCUUCGUCCUUAUUAAGACUUGUACUUAGUACAAUAAAGUACAGACGAAUUCCAAAAUAAAAUGCCCUAAAAAUUGUCAUUUUUAGCCAUGGGACAAGUCAUAAGAGAUGAAACAGCGGCUUAUUUGUGAUAAUCGCAUAUGAAACGAGAAUAUACGUGUGUUCUAACAAAUAUAAAUAUCUAAGGUUUCCCGUGUUUGAACUUCAACGAGUGCUCGCGUAAAAUACUUCGCUUAUGACUUGCUCCACAAUAACCUAUUAGGUUGUGUAAAUGCAUAUGAUCUAAUAAUCAAAUGUAAAAAUGUUUGUAGACGUGUCUUAACACGCUGUACAUUAAAAAAAGUCAUUUGAAAUUGUCCUCAAUUUAUUAUCUCCAUCCACGUUCGAACAAUAAUCGAUGAAUUCUAUCUGUAAAUGUUAGUCUGUCUUGUUGUUUAUCCAUUAUAAUAGGGUAAAAGUGUGGUAGUUAUUUUGAAUAUUGCCUAAUUUCGGGGAAUAUAAGAUAUAGCAGCGUAGCGCGUGUAUCCUUGUUAGGGGGUGUCCACACUUCACUCGCGGAGUGACAUAGCCUAGCUCACCUAAUGUAUAUUCCAUCCUUUUAGAGUAUUCGUUCGUAAGUACACUAAAUUGAGUACACAAAUAGAGUAAACGCCUCGUUAUUUACUAGUGUUUGUAAGGUUCACAUUCGCGUACAUUGUAGCCCGCCACUUGCCUCAUUCCUGUAAACAUGUUGUAUAUUAACAUUUACAUAAUACCCUAUAAGUAACUAGAGUAAACAAAGUUAUCAAUAAUAUUCAAUACAGCUGUUUCGCACUCGAGAAUUUAAUGCCAAUUUAAUAUUUUGUAAGCGUUGACUGACAUCAUAAUUGUCGCACGUAUUACAUAAUAUCACAGUUUACAUUAUAUCGAUGCUUAUUAGACUGUCGUACUUAAAACAUUCCAUUUUUUCUAUACAUUUAUCGUUCUAGCAGACUUCAGUAGGUAAUAUCUCUCGGGAUUACUUGAUUAAUUAGAUUUUUAUAGUUAAAUGCGACUUGAAUGGCGUUAAUUUUGCAUUUUACGAUUUUGAACUUAAAAGGUUAAAUUAUAGAGCAAUAUUAAAACUGGCCCUAACUAGGACAGCUCAAUGUGUAGUCGACGUUAAAAGAAUAAAGUAUUUUCAAAUAAAGUAGGAUUGUGUCUUUGAACCUCUCGAUGUGCUUCUGUCCAGUAGUUGGUAGGACAUCGGCGGCGAGCUGACGCGGACCCUCGGUGGAGGGCGCACGGUUGAAGUUGGCGUGGCGGAGUAUGCACUAGGGCUCCUAGGUUUAGGCUAAUAGUGACCUUAAAUGCAGCGUUGUAGGUCCUAAUUUAAUUUUUAGUAAAUAAGCUGACCAUGUGCUGUGCUUUUGUUUUAAACAAUAGUUUUUAGGUAAAUGAAAUUAUUUGUUUUAUAUUUUUGUUUCAUGUAGCAGAUUUUGUAUUUAUUGCAGUCAAUUCAACAAAUAAAUAGCUUUUAUGAUGUAAUUAAUUAUUUUGUGAAAUCGUGUCGCAUGUUCACUAGCGUAGAGGACUAAGUUUGUUUGCCAGUUUUGAAUUGUAAAUUGACAUUAUUAUAUCACAAAUGGAAAUGUAUUUCUAAUUCUUUUAUGUGAUAAGCGGACGUGUAGGCAGCUACUCGUAGCAUAGAUGGUUGCAUCUUCAUUAUGUACACAUAAGCAUAAUUAAAUAAAGAGAUUUUAAUAUUUAAAUAAUUAAAUACAAAAAUAGUUCACUUCUAGUGGAAAUAUUUUUGCCAAGUAGCAAAUUCAAGUCAACCAUCGCUGUCAUUAUCAAUAAAUGUAUUAUAAAAUA
Molecule: messenger RNA, 8794 nt
Organism: Pectinophora gossypiella (pink bollworm)
Lineage: Eukaryota; Metazoa; Arthropoda; Insecta; Lepidoptera; Gelechiidae
Gene: Khc-73
Product: kinesin-like protein KIF13B
Exons: 37
Coding region: 143-5956 (1937 amino acids)
Biological process (GO): cytoskeleton-dependent intracellular transport; microtubule-based movement
Cellular component (GO): kinesin complex; microtubule
Molecular function (GO): ATP binding; microtubule motor activity; microtubule binding
Source: RefSeq, a predicted model, not a curated record